AUGUCUCGAUAUCCUCAUUCCAGGCUCUUCAUUGGUCCGGUUCGCUCUGUGGUCAUCACCGGAGCCCAUAUUCAAGUACUUGAAACGAGUACCGGUGACAUCCUCCACUCCACAACGAACUUCAGCGCGCAGGACAAGGAUGCCGUGAUCAAGUCAGGUCCGAUCCGUUGCGCAGCGAUAAGUCAUGACGAUAAAUACCUUGCGACUGCUGGGGACGACAAGCACUUGAAAGUAUGGGAUUUAGGGCCCCUGGCUUUGAUGAGCACACGAGAAUUACCCAAAAAAGCGACGGGGAUAGAGUUCACGAAGGGCGAUGAUGUUCUCGUCGCUGAUAAAUUCGGCGAUGUGUUUCGGUACACUCUACGCCACGAUCCGAGUGUCACGUCCACAAAGUCCGCCGACGAUGCAUCUGCCUUACCUGAAAAUCCCUCUGGCGGAGUCCUUGUCCUUGGACAUGUCUCUGUCCUUACGGGUUGUCUGCUCACUCCUGAUCAGGACUUCAUAAUAACGUCCGACAGGGACGAACACAUAAGAGUGAGUUGGUAUCCGGAAGGAUUCGUCAUCGAGUCCUAUUGCCUAGGUCACGAAAGAUAUGUCUCUGCUAUUCACAUUCCCCCAUCUGCGCCGACUAGUCUAAUCUCUGGCGGGGGCGACCCGGACCUGAAAAUAUGGGAUUGGAUGACAGGCCGUUUAGAGCGCAACGUCAACAUCUUUGGUGACGUUGAACCUUUUAUGAUGGCGAAGGCUCCAAAGCGGAGGCCUAAAUCACAGAAUGGCGGUGAUGACGACGCGGAAAUUAACAAGAGAAGCGGUCGGCGGAAAAAGAAAACGAAACAGAAGCAGGAUAUCCAACGCGGUGACAGCGAGGACCCAAUCGCCGGUUCAUCCGCGGACGUGUCGAUGUCGAACCGGGAUCUCGCCGAGACAGAAACAGUAUUCGUUGUACACAAAAUUGAUUCUUUCGUUUCCCGAGGCGGAAGCCAUAUAGUAUUCAGCGUCGUCGGCGCGACAGCAUUGUUUGCAUUUUCAUCAGUCGACGUUACUGAUGAUGCAGCGAUUUGUCGAUUUGAUUGCGGAAGACCAAUUAUCAACUUCACCGUAGCUGGUUACGGCUUGAUCUGGAUCUUAUUGGAUGCAGACUACGGGGGUAAGGAAAAUCCUGAAAGUCUAGGGAAAUUGGUUCGGGUCGUAAGAUGGCAUUCUGGCGAGUUCCUUGAAGUUGAUAACGCACCCCCGCUCCUCCAGUCACUCAAUUCAGCAUGCGUGAUACCAGGUCUGUAUGUCCUGAUUCAUAGGGAGCUACCUGUUGAGUUCUUCACAGCAACUCCGACAGAACUCAAAGCCUUAGAUCUAUACUCGGACCUCGUAUCUCUACCUAAGCAUGUUGAUGGCGAGCCUGAAAUUCAAGAGCGCGGACAGUCCGAACUUCUCGAAGGCAGCGGUACAUCAGCCAGUGUCGAGAGGAGCUUGCCAAAGAGGACGCUUGGACGGCUUAAGCAUAAACUUGCACUGCAACGAUUGCUACAGGAUCAAGCGGAGAGUGCAGAUUCUGAAGCACCACCCGGUACUAAGCGCCCCAAAGCUGAAAACUCGGACGGCGCCCCGGAAGACGCGGACAUGGAGUUGACUUAG
Pisolithus orientalis is the source of this 1632-nucleotide messenger RNA. Its product is annotated as WD40-repeat-containing domain protein. The record is from RefSeq and is a predicted model, not a curated record. Gene Ontology annotation, molecular function: protein binding; tRNA (guanine(46)-N7)-methyltransferase activity. Bases 1 to 1632 code for a protein of 543 amino acids. The transcript is spliced from 7 exons. NCBI's taxonomy places the organism in Eukaryota, Fungi, Basidiomycota, Agaricomycetes, Boletales, Pisolithaceae. Gene Ontology annotation, biological process: RNA (guanine-N7)-methylation. Gene Ontology annotation, cellular component: nucleus; cytosol; tRNA methyltransferase complex.